AUGGGGUGGUCAAAGUCGACGCGCAUCAAGGUGAUGCUCGUCAUCGAUCUCAUGUUCUUCUUGCUCGAGCUGGGUGCUGGUUUCGCUGUCCAUUCCCUGGCGCUCAUGGCCGAUGCCUUUCAUAUGCUCAACGACAUCAUUUCCUUGCUGGUCGGCUUAUGGGCAGUCUCAGUGGCGAGAAAGGCGACGACGGACAAGUUUUCGUAUGGGUGGCUCCGCGCCGAGAUCUUAGGCGCAUUCUUUAACGCCGUGUUCCUCAUCGCCCUUUGCGUGUCAAUCGUCCUUGAAGCCCUUACUCGAUUCCUAGACCCUCCGGAGAUUGGGAACCCUCAGCUCAUCCUGAUUGUUGGCUGCCUGGGACUGGCUUCAAAUCUUGCGGGCUUCGCUGUUCUUGGAGGACAUGGGCACUCGCAUGGCCCUGGAGAGCAAGGGCAUGAGCAUGCCCAUGGUGCUGACCGCGUCGCCGAAGAGGGGCGCAUCUCUCAUCCCCCAGACCAGGAUAUCGCGGAUCAUGGAGAUGGGCCGGAUGUCUUCCCCGAAGCGGCCGUUGCGAGGUACAGGGCUUCUAGCCAAUUCAGAAAUGGAGAGGGCGAGUCCGAAAGGUUUACAUCUGGACGCAGGGAGCGACGUGCGCAGGGUGCCGGGCGGCACGGCCGCCUCGCGAGCAUCGGCGACAUGAGCAUUCAUCCCGCCAGUUUCCGGCAGGAUAUCAUUGACGCCAGCCGGCCCCAGCCCGAGGAAGAAUUCAGCAGUGAUAGCAACACUGAAGACGAAACGGCUGUUGUUGACGAGGAUGAGUCGCGCGAGGACACUCCUUUGCUUAGCAGAACAGGCGAGUCGCAUGCUGGCAGCGGCUUGCAGUCAACUUCGAAACGGGCCCGGCGCGGAUCCGGAAUCCACCAAGAGCACAACCACAACAAGCCAAAGAAGCCGGGCAAGAAACACGGGCACAGCCACGAUGAUUUGGGCAUGAACGCCAUGAUCCUGCACGUCAUCGGCGACGCGCUGGGCAACGUGGGAGUCAUCGCCACCGCACUCAUUAUCUGGCUGACGGACUGGCCGGGCCGCUACUACGCUGACCCUGCAGUGUCCCUCUUCAUCACGCUCAUCAUCCUCCGCUCCGCGCUGCCCCUCACUGUCGCGGCGUCCAAAAUCCUGCUUCAGGCGACGCCAGAACACAUCGACCUCAACGACGUCCGAGAAGACAUACAGGCGCUGCCGGGCGUCAUCAGCUGCCACCACGUGCACAUCUGGCAGUUGUCCGACACGAAGAUUAUCGCGUCCAUGCACAUUCAGGUCGCCUUCCCUUUGACAGAGGCCAACGGAGAGAAGUACAUGGAGCUGUCCAAGAUGGCACGCAAGUGCCUGCACGCCUAUGGCAUUCACAGCGCGACGAUCCAGCCCGAGUUCUGCCUCGACCGGUCACACCCGCAUGCCCAACAGGGGUCUGAUUGCGACGACGACGACGCCGCCCCCCCGACCAUGGGUAUGGACGGGGCCUCGGCGGUUGCUGCGCAACAGGCCAGGUGUGGGAGCAUCGAGGGGGACGUGUGCCUGCUCGAUUGCGUGGAUGACUGCGUGGGGAUGGGUUGUUGUUCGGCGCCCACUUCGAGGCCGCAGAGUACACACGAUGGUGAGGCCAGCGGGCAUUCACAUGGGCAUGGGCAUGGGCAUGAUCAUGAGGAUCACUAG
This is a messenger RNA of Parathielavia appendiculata, 1692 nucleotides long. RefSeq names its product cation efflux protein. The transcript is spliced from 3 exons. Gene Ontology annotation, molecular function: zinc ion transmembrane transporter activity. Gene Ontology annotation, cellular component: membrane. Lineage: Eukaryota; Fungi; Ascomycota; Sordariomycetes; Sordariales; Chaetomiaceae. The record is from RefSeq and is a predicted model, not a curated record. Gene Ontology annotation, biological process: intracellular zinc ion homeostasis; zinc ion transmembrane transport. Bases 1 to 1692 code for a protein of 563 amino acids.